AUGAAUGUUUUGAGGGCUGCCCUGAAGAAUGAGGAUGUUUACAUUCCUAGUGAACACUUGAAAAAGGACAAUCAAGAAAAGCGACAAACCCGUCCACCUUCUCCCGCCUUUAAUUACGCCGAUACCUCGCCGUACUAUUCCUCAGACGCCGAAAGUGAUACACCCCGAAAGAAAGCAAGAAAGUAUCGACUGCGUCUGCUGAAACGAAAUAGGAAGAAGAAAAAGAAGAAAAACAAGGCACCUCCUGAUGAGCCUUCCGUCGCCUCGGGUAAAUCUGGGAGAUCUGCAAAAUCUGGAAGAUCUGCUUCCCAGGAAAGAUCUACUGCGUCUUCCCGCAUUUCCAGAGUACUCAACCGGACCAACUCUCGCUCCAAUCGUCCUCCACCGAUGGAAGUCAGAGCUACAUCGGAUGGCUCUUCUACUGCCGACUCUACUCGCCGAACAAUGGCACACAGCAACAACAAAAGCAAAUUUCGAGUCAAGCCAAGCCAUGCCUUUCUAACGCCAACUUUUAUGACUGAAGCGGAAUUGUACAACUGCAUGAUGGAGCCAUCGGAGGAGUUUGAAUUCCUGACCUCCUACCUGAAUCCUUCCUCCAAGAUCACACGCAAAGUACAGGUAUCUGAUGUUGUACGACAACACUUUGGAAGCCCCCGGGAAGAUGGUCGAGUGGGAUCCAUACGGGUCGAAGUUUUGGGUUGUGUUGGUUUGGAUCGCAUCCGACCGGACGUGGCGGUGUACUUGGUAGCAGGAGACUGCGCCUUUACUACUGAUACGGUCACGGGGAAUCGAUCACCCAUGUGGCCCAAUUCCUGCAAACGAGCUUGCGUGUUUCCCCUGCACCAUGCAUAUGCCAAGUUGUUCAUCGGGGUCUUCGAUAUCAAGCAGAGGAAGAGUAGGUCAAGGACUACCGAAGCCGAUUUCUAUUGUGGACGAGUGUGCAUUGAUGUUCCACAGCUUCGCCCCGAUACCGAAUAUGACAUCACCUUUCCACUCCGUCAAUCCGCAUUUAUUUACGACCGGAGACCUCGGGGAGUUAUCAGGCUGCGAUUCUCCUUGCAUUGGUUCAGUGAGCGUGCAGUUCUUUUGUCCUAUCUGAAACGUCCUCGAAAUCCACUCGCCUUUUCCAGGCAGGCCAAGAAGUUUCCUACGAUUCCUUGUGGUGAUCCCAAGACCUUUCGUAAUGUGGCUAUGACGGUCCACGGAAGCGACUUUCCCGGAAAGUAUACCCGAGGUUCGUUUCGAGCGACAAUGAGAGAGUUCAAUUUGUACCAGCAGAAUUUACGUUUUCUUUUCAAGGUAACAAUUUGGGAUUCUGUGCUUUACGAAAAUCCGGUGAUGUCCCUGUACUUGUUUGUCUGCUCGAUGUACUCGAUUUGGCUCGACUCGGUUCGGUACGUCCCUGCCUUUGUGAGUGGGUGGAUCGUUUUGAACAUGAUAGAAAACUACAGGAGUCAUUGUGAAUCAACACCUGGCAAUUUGGGGUAUAAGCCAGUGACAAUCAAGGAAAUUUUUCUCGGUUUGGUGCAGAAGGAUAAGGGGAACAAACACUUCUUUCGCCCGAUUCAUGUCAAGAAGCGACCAAGGGGAGGUAUCUUGCUCGAUGAUGGGAAAAAGGGGGAUAUUGAACUGACGAAUCACCGAGAGUUUCCAUUCUCCGAGCGAUUUGAGUACCAUAAGUUUUCCGCUGCUGAGGCCAUUGCGCCAUCACCAGCAGAGAAGAAGAAGCAAAAGAAGGAUGGAGGAAGAGUCACCCAAGCGAGUGAGUUGCAGACAGCGAGGAGGCUGUCAAUCUUUAUGGCCCCUGUCGAUGACGAAUCAGAUCCCAGUUCAAGCAUUGAAUCUGAACCUGAUAGUGAAGAAGACAACGACAACGAAGACCGAGACGAAGAGGGAGUGAUGGAACAGGACGAUGAUUAUGAAGGCGAAGGCGAGGAUAGUGACGGUGAAAACUCUUAUGAAAAAGAAUCGCAACGAAGAAAGCAAAAGAAAACCGGAAACUUCAUGGGCAAUGGGGAAGCAACUUUGACACGCCGAAUCCGUGUUGGCCCGAAUCAAGACAGUGAUAAGAAGGGCCAAAAGAAACCACCACAAGUGCAACUUGCUAGAGUUGAACAUAUGUUUCACAAAUUGACAAAGAAUAUAUCCGUGGAACAUGUUCAUUUCCCUCCUCCACACGUUCAAAUUCAGCUCAACCAAUUUAGUGCCAAGGGUCCAGCAUCUGAUGUUAUUACUCAGAAAGAGAAGCAGAACUUUGACGAAUUCGACAAGUUGCUCGGAUUUCGAACCAAGAAUGCAAAUCCAAUUGUGCGCAUCACAUCCUCUUUCCUUGGGCCUCUCAUGCGAAUCGUUCGGAUUACCAUCUAUAUUACACGUAUCUCGUUCAAUGUGACCACCUGGAGAGAUCCAUACUUGACAUUCUGGUUCUUUUCGUUCUUUGUCCUCUUAACAAUCAUUUUGCUCAUAUUCCCGUGGCGAACAUUUUUCUUUUUGUCGACGGUGGUAUUUUUGGGUCCUCAGAACAUCCUGGUUCGGAUGUAUCUCGAAAAGAAGGCAAAAGAUAAGGAAGAAUUAGAGAUCCAAGCGGCAGAGAGAGAAAAGGCUUUGGAGGAAGCAGAAAAGCGGAAUUCAGUGCUGGAACACGUUCCUGCCGAAACAUUUCUAGCCCCAACACCUGAGAAAGAAGAGGAGAAACCGUCAAAGUCAUUAUGGGGUCGAUCCAGAAAGAAAUCGGAAGACAUGGGCGAUGAAUUGACGGAAGCAGAACUAUACCAGUCUCCUCGGCCAGCGUUUAGUGCAAAUGAUCGAGGUGCCAAAAGAAGUCAGAUUCCACGUGAUAUCGCUGUCCCUUACUUUCGAUUUCGAAAAGAUCGAUUUUAUGACUGGCCACCUGACCCAACAGUAUCUCGAGCCACACCCUUACACACUGUAGUCGAAAAGGAUUUCGUUCUUGAGUCUCAGCAGAACGAGUAUGACACCUUAGACGCGGAUAUCCGGAGCAGUUACUCUGAAUUUCGGGCCCACAAGCCACAUCAUCAUCAGAGGAAAAACAGCCUCGAUAAUGAUGCGAAUUUUGGUUACGGGUACUAA
Molecule: messenger RNA, 3090 nt
Organism: Cylindrotheca closterium
Lineage: Eukaryota; Bacillariophyta; Bacillariophyceae; Bacillariales; Bacillariaceae
Source: the annotation of a GenBank genome assembly